Grus americana (Whooping crane) is the source of this 4492-nucleotide messenger RNA. It is a transcript of the gene CANX, whose product is annotated as calnexin. NCBI's taxonomy places the organism in Eukaryota, Metazoa, Chordata, Aves, Gruiformes, Gruidae. The transcript has 15 exons. Gene Ontology annotation, cellular component: endoplasmic reticulum membrane; endoplasmic reticulum. Gene Ontology annotation, molecular function: calcium ion binding. Bases 348 to 2162 code for a protein of 604 amino acids. The record is from RefSeq and is a predicted model, not a curated record. Gene Ontology annotation, biological process: protein folding.
AAGUAAGUUAAAGAAUAAUCUAAGAAUGGUAGAUCUGGUAUGCAGCGUAGUUUUGGAGUAUUGGAUAGUGCUGAUAAGCCUUUAAGUCUGUAAAUUCUUUUAGUUGCCUAAACAUGCUUUGGAAAGUUGGAAGUUUGUUUUCUAGUGUGAAUUUAUGUCCCUGCAGGCACUAUUAACUCUGCUUGAGUUAUGUUUGUAAGUCUACAGGGCUACAGCCUGAGGCAGGAGUGUAAGGGAAGGAGGGGAUGUUUGGUUUUAUACUUUCAAAAAAAAAAAAAGUAUUGGUCUCAGUUACAACUCUGGUUUUGGAAGACAAAUUUGGAAUGUGAUUCAAAGGAGAAAAGAUCAUGGAGCUGAAAUGGCUACUGUAUGUGACCCUGCUAGCUCUCGGGACUCUUGCUGUCCAGGCACAUGAUAUGGAUGGUGAAAAUGAUGGUGAUGAUGUGGUUGAUAUUGAGGAUGACUUGGGCGAUGGCAUUGAGGAGGUUGAAGAGUCAAAACCUGAAACAAGCUCUCCUCCUCCAACUCCAAAGGUUACCUACAGGCCCCCAGUCCCAACUGGCGAGGUGUAUUUUGCAGAGUCCUUUGAUAAAGGAACUCUGGAUGGAUGGAUUCUUUCCAGAGCUAAAAAAGAUGAUACGGAUGAUGAGAUUGCCAAAUAUGAUGGUAAAUGGGAAGUCCAAGACAUGAAGGACACUAAGCUUCCAGGAGACAAAGGGCUUGUAUUGGUAACCCGAGCCAAGCAUCAUGCAAUUUCAUCCAAACUUUCAAAGCCUUUUGUGUUUGAUACCAAACCCCUUAUUAUACAGUAUGAAGUAAACUUCCAAAAUGGAAUUGAGUGUGGCGGGGCCUAUGUGAAAUUGCUUUCAAAAACCCCUGAAUUGAACCUGGAUCAGUUCCAUGACAAAACUCCGUAUACAAUCAUGUUUGGCCCUGACAAAUGUGGAGAGGACUAUAAAUUGCACUUCAUCUUCCGGCACAAAAACCCAAAGACUGGCAAAUAUGAGGAAAAGCAUGCAAAGCGUCCAGAUGCAGACCUGAAGACUUACUUUACUGAUAAGAAGACGCAUCUUUAUACUUUGGUCUUGAAUCCUGACAAUAGUUUUGAAAUACUGGUUGAUCAAACAGUUGUCAACAGUGGGAAUUUGCUAAAUGAUAUGUCUCCUCCUGUGAAUCCACCCCGAGAGAUUGAGGACCCAAAUGACCAGAAGCCUGAGGACUGGGAUGAGAGACCAAAAAUCCCAGAUCCAGAUGCUGUUAAACCAGAUGACUGGGAUGAGGAUGCUCCUGCAAAGAUUGCAGAUGAAAAUGCUGUGAAACCAGAGGGCUGGCUGGAUGAUGAGCCAGAAUAUGUAGCGGACCCUGAUGCUGAGAAGCCUGAAGAUUGGGAUGAGGAUAUGGACGGUGAAUGGGAGGCACCUCAGAUUGCAAAUCCUAAAUGUGAGACAGCUCCUGGCUGUGGUACCUGGCAGCGACCAAUGAUUGACAAUCCAAACUACAAAGGCAAAUGGAAGCCUCCUAUGAUUGAUAAUGUGAACUAUCAGGGUAUAUGGAAACCCAGGAAGAUCCCAAACCCAGAUUUCUUUGAAGACUUGCAGCCUUUCAAGAUGACUCCCUUCAGUGCUGUGGGACUUGAGCUGUGGUCAAUGACUUCUGACAUAUUUUUUGACAAUUUUAUCAUCUGUACUGAAAGAGCUGUGGCUGAUGAUUGGGCCAGUGAUGGAUGGGGACUGAAAAAGGCAGCCGAUGGUGCUGCAGAGCCUGGUGUUGUGGGCCAGAUGAUGGCAGCUGCUGAAGAGCGUCCCUGGCUUUGGGUAGUCUAUAUCCUCACUGUGGCUUUGCCAGUGUUCCUUGUUGUCCUUUUCUGCUGCUCUGGGAAGAAACAGCCAAGUGCUGCAGAAUACAAGAAGACUGAUGCUCCUCAGCCUGAUGUGAUGGAUGAGGAGAAAGAGGAAGAAAAAGACAAAGGGGACAAGGAAGAGGAGGAGGAGGAGGAAGCAAAUGAGGAAAAGCUGGAAGAGAAGCAGAAAAGUGAUGCUGAUAUAGGAAGUGCUAGUCAAGAGGAGGAGGAAGAGGAGGAGGAAGAGGACAGGAAACCUGCAUCAGAGGAGGAGGAAACUGUGAAUAGAUCACCCAGAAACAGAAAGCCAAGGAAAGAUUGAAAAAAGUCAUAAGAACUUGAUCUGUAAUUUUUUUUUUUUUCAAACAUGGUUCUGGGAGAGGACCUUGGACACCUUACAUUGAAACUUGGACAAACCUCAAAGAUUUCACCAUCCACAGGUUCCAGUCACUAUCCAAUGUAAUGGAGUGUCUCGCAGUAAAAUAUUUGCAAUCACCUGUUUUAAAGAACAUAAUUCCUGUAGAAAGAAUGCAUUUAAUAUAAUGGGCUGUGGAUUUUGGAAUGUAACAUAACUAACCUUUUCUUUUUUGGUUUUAAAUAUUCUUUUCUGUUUUUAAGUAGAUUGGUAGAGUUUUUCCGGUCUCAAACCUUGGCUUAAUUUAAUAUAUUAAUUAGUGAAAAAUAACAAUGAAUCUUGAAAGUGCUAGGUGAUAAAAAAGCAGUUUUAUAACUAGUUUUUUUUUACAAAUAUGUAAAUUCCUAAAUACAACAAUGUCUUUAUAUCCCUUAAUUUGAUAAUUGUUUAAAAAAAGUUGUCAAUGUAUUUGACAACCCCUCUUCCCUCAAAAGAAAAGAAAACUGGGGGGGGAAUGUAUGGGGAAAUCAGUAGUGAAACUCUCUAUUCAAAUAAUCAACCUUAUUCUUUUGGGGGGAGGGAAGGAAGAAGGGAUGAAAGAAAGGGGUUAGUCAGUCUGUAGAAUAUACAUACUGUGCAUGGCUAAAGCCCUGUUAAGUGUUGACAAACAAUCUAGGAUUUGGAGUGGGUCAUCUUAAUGUGGCAUUUAAUCCUGCGGACCUUGCAGAUAAUGGAUUUUGUUCGUUCUUGAACUCUUUUGUGAAGCUGAUGGGUUGUUGGGGGGCUGUUAGACUACUUCCCCCUUUCCCUGCUGUUCAGCCACUGAUGCUUUCCUUUCUCUGUGACUAUCCAGCUUUUUGAGUGCAGCUCUGCCUCAGUUGCUGAAGCGCUUCGUGUUCAGCUCAUCGUUGAACUCUAUUUUUAUAGCUAGGCCUACUCCUUUCCAGGGUCCAAACACUGGAUAGGACAGUGUCCCAUAUCCUCUCACUGUUAUCACUGUAUGUCUACUCCUGUAGAAAGGGGGGAGGUAGUCAGGUAGACAAGUUGAACUAAGUAUUUGUUUAAAAAAAAAAAAAACAUAAAAAACCAAAAACAACCAACCAAGAUGUCAGUAUUGUAGAUGGGGAAGGAGCAUGUGGAAUAUCUUAACUGGUAUGUGAAACUGUUUAAGUCUUUUAUCUGCUCUUCAUGUAACAAAUGCAUCCUAAAUUAUAUUGUGAAUGUUAGGGAGUUCCAAUUCCAGCUGAAUAAAUUUUUUUUUAAAGUGUUGAGUCUACCAUAUUAUACUGUUUCAAACACUUUUUUUGUGGAAUGCAGGUGAUCACUACAAGAGCAUACCUCUGAGGGUGAAAUCUAUGUAACUUCAUGACACUGUACCAAAUAUGUUGGUGUUUGGAUGUCUAUAUAGAUAAACUUUGCCUUUGUUUAGAGUGAAAUUAAAUGUCCUAAAAUUACUCUUCUUGCACUGAAUUUAAACACUCCAGUGUUGUUUGGUCAUAGCAUAGGUAUAGUGGGGGGAAUAAUUCCCAGGGGUUGGGGAGGGAAGAGUGUUCCAAUUACCUUGCAAACAAUCUAACCAAUUACUAAAAGACUCUUGUUUUUUGGUUUGGUUUUUUUUUUUUUCGUAAAAACACCUUUUGCUGCCUGUCCUUAUGUUGUAUCCCUUGGUUGUUGUGUUUGAAAUACUAGUGAUCACAAAUGCAUAGCAGGAUUUCUUGAUCUUUCUGCAAUGUGCAAAUAAACUAUUGUAAGCAAGAUACUGGAAGUAAUUUCAGACUUCUGAUGGGAGCUACUGCAUGUUUAGAAUGCCUUUGCCUGUCAAACACCUGGUAAAUACUGCUCCUUAUUGCAAAAAUAGCUUAUACUCUGACAUGGAAGAUGUCAUAGCUUAAGCAUUGCUACUAGCUUGUUCUCAGGACUGUAUUUUUAUCAAGGAGCAGCUGCUAUUUAUGACUCUCAGUCCUUUGAGAUGAAGUAUAUGUAAAUCGUUUCAAUUCAGCUAACAUCUUGAGCACAACAUAAAAAUUAAUCCAAUGGUUUUUUUAUCUUAAUAUGCAAAUUGCCUUAAAUUCCUGAAGAAUUCAUGUGCAUACAUGUUCUUUCAAAGCAUCAAAAAGUGAACUUGAGAUCUGCUAUCAGCUUUUAAAUAGUAUUAUAUUAAAACUAAUUGUAAAUCUACAUUUGCUUCUGCUAAAUCUCCUGAAAAGGUCUCCUGUCUGCAUGUUACGGCUUUUUUGAUACCAUAGUGUACGCUUCAUAAAUAAUCACUGCAAUAAAUGAAGACUUUCCAAAAUGGA